AGGAAAGCUAUUUUUGUUAUGUAUGUUCUGUUUUUUUUUAUAUAUUUUCUAGUGUCUAUAUAUAAUGUCUUGGUCAUCUUAUAGACAUUGACGGUCAUUUGUGCAGUGUGCACUUUGGUGCAGUGUUUUUAGACAUUUAGUGCAAUUCCUGCUUUUGCUCCGACAUCAUGGCAGAAUAUUUGAUAAGUGGCGAGACUAGCUACGUUCCUGUAGAUGGGCUCACUGCGCCACAACUUUUAUCUAAUGGUCAGGGCCUUACCUAUAAUGAUUUUCUACUAUUACCAGGAUCAAUUGAUUUCACCGCCAGUGAAGUGGAUUUAACUUCUGCAUUAACCAAAGGAAUCACAUUAAAAACUCCACUUGUAUCAUCACCUAUGGAUACUGUUACAGAAGCUGACAUGGCAAUUGGAAUGGCUCUGAUGGGAGGGAUUGGAUUUAUACACAACAAUUGUACACCAGAAUAUCAAGCGGCACAAGUACGAAAAGUGAAGAUGUAUCCACACUUUAACUACAGAUCAGUGGUAUUGAGAGCAAGUAAAUAUGAACAAGGCUUCAUACAGAAUCCCAUUACACUGGGACCUAAUGCUACUGUUCGUGAGGUCUUCAAUGUGAAGUCCACUCAUGGGUUCUCUGGAAUACCAAUUACUGAGGAUGGAAGUGCAAAUGGAAAACUAUUAGGCCUAGUUACUUCUAGAGAUGUGGAUUUUCUCAAACCUAAAGAUUAUUCAACCCCAAUUUCUGAAGUCAUGACUCCCUUGUCCGAUCUUAUUACUGCAUACACAUCAGUAACACUAGCUGAAGCAAAUGAUAUUGUUUCGAAGAGCAAAAAAGGAAAACUUCCAAUUGUAAAUGAAAAUAAUGAACUGGUUUCAUUGAUUGCAAGAACGGAUUUAAGGAAGAAUCGUGAUUUUCCAUUGGCUUCGAAAGAUAAAAAUAAGCAACUUCUGUGUGGAGCAGCAAUAUCAACGAAAGAAGAUGAUAAAAUAAGAUUAGAAUUAUUGGUUGAAGCUGGUGUGGAUGUCAUUGUCUUGGAUUCAUCACAAGGAAACUCCGUGUUUCAAGUAAAUAUGGUGAAAUACAUCAAACAAAGAUAUCCAGGGUUGCAAACUGUUGGUGGAAAUGUGGUUACUGCAGCGCAAGCAAAAACUUUGAUAGAUGCUGGAGUUGAUGCUCUCAGGGUGGGAAUGGGAAGUGGAUCUAUUUGUAUCACUCAAGAAGGUGCUUUUGACUCGAAGGUCAAUGGGUCGUUUUUGAUGGCUGUUGGACGUGCUCAGGCCACAGCAGUAUUCAAGGUAUCAGAAUAUGCCAGAAGAUUUGGAGUUCCUGUUAUUGCAGAUGGUGGAAUGCAGAAUGUGGGACAUCUUACCAAAGCACUAUCUCUUGGUGCUUCUACUGUAAUGAUGGGAUCACUACUUGCUGCCACCACAGAGUCACCAGGAGAAUAUUUUUAUUCUGAUGGUGUUAGACUAAAAAAGUACAGAGGAAUGGGUUCAGCUGAAGUCCUAAAACAGCAAACAUGCAUGGAUAGGUAUUACAGUGAAAAGGGUUCUCCUAUUAUUGCUCAAGGUGUAUCUGGGACUGUGCAAGACAAAGGAUCAGUUCAUACCUUUCUUCCUUAUUUAACUGCCGGUAUACAACAUGGCUGUCAAGAUGUUGGCAGUAAAAGUUUGUCAAGAUUAAGGGCAAUGAUGUACAGUGGUGAGCUUAAAUUUGAACGUAGAUCUGCAUCAGCACAAGUGGAAGGAGGAGUACAUGGUCUUUAUUCAUAUGAAAAAGCAUUCAUGUAAUCCACGCCUAUCAUUUCUGUACGAGAUUGCACCAUGAACAAUGUUUGUAUGUUUGACCCAGCAUAUAUUUUUUUUAAUUUGUAAAUUGCUGUGGUACUGCCAAAAACCUUAAGAAGCUGUAAUCGUGUGCCAAUUGAUUUAUCUUAACAACAAUUUUUUUCUUCAAGUCAAGUACCAUCUGUGGAUCGGUGUUUAAUUUAAGCUUGUGCUCUGUAAAUGUAUUAAUGUGCAUAUGAGUAAGAGUUCAUCAUAAUGUAAUUGUGUAAUAGAUUUGGUCAUUGUGUUUUGCCCUUUAGCGAAUCCACAAUACUUUAUUUGCUGGCUCUACAUUUUGAGUUCUAUUUACUUAAUUAGUCUUCCUCAGUACUAAAGUAAUUUAUGGAUAUAUUUCCUUUGCAAUUUUUUGUGAUUUCAUGCUUUAAUUUCACCCUGCACUUUCUUUAGCUUAUAGUAUUUAUGUUUAAUCUAUAAAUAAUAUUAAAUCCUUUUAUUUACCCAAUAAUCCUUUAUAAUAAUUAUUCGGAUAAAAGAACUUCUAUUUAUUUUGACAUUUUUUGUUGUUCAAGUUAAUAGGUAAAUUUAUGAUGCCCUAUUUUCAUUUUGAGUCACUGCUGUCGUUCAGUAAGCGCUACAUUGCCUAGUAUGUCUUUUACACUGUGUUUCAUCUCUUCAUAGCCAUGUUGGCAAAACAAAUACAAGAGCAAAAUAGCGGGG
Molecule: messenger RNA, 2501 nt
Organism: Styela clava
Lineage: Eukaryota; Metazoa; Chordata; Ascidiacea; Stolidobranchia; Styelidae
Product: inosine-5'-monophosphate dehydrogenase 1-like
Biological process (GO): GTP biosynthetic process
Cellular component (GO): cytoplasm
Molecular function (GO): IMP dehydrogenase activity
Source: RefSeq, a predicted model, not a curated record